Messenger RNA from Aphis gossypii (cotton aphid), 1588 nucleotides. RefSeq lists its product as uncharacterized. Lineage: Eukaryota; Metazoa; Arthropoda; Insecta; Hemiptera; Aphididae. The transcript is spliced from 2 exons. The record is from RefSeq and is a predicted model, not a curated record. The coding region runs from base 68 to 1588 and encodes 506 amino acids.
UUUGUCUCCCGUUUCAUUAUUCUCGAGCGACGACGAAUUGUUGUCAAGUUUUAGUGACAGAAGUACUAUGGAAUUAUCUGAAGAAGAUGUACCUAUACGCGAGGCCGAAGCUGUUACGUCGCCCACAGUGACUGACAGCGAUGAAAAUAAUAUUGAAAAAAUAAACAUGCCAUCCAUUUCGGGUGAAUUAAAAAACGUCCAAGGACAAAAGUCUUUAUGCGACUACACACGCGAACUCGUGUUAUCCAGUCUUACUGACGAGUUACUAGUGGCAGCCAAUCGGAGGUCAUUAAAUUUGCCUCCCGUUUCAUUAUUCUCGAGCGAUGACAAAUUGUUGUCAAGUUUUAAUGACAGAAGUACUACGGAAUCAUCUGAGGUAAGCGAACCAAAGAGUUAUACAUCUAUAUUAGAAAAAUUGUUGGAGUUCGAGGAAAUUUCGAUGGAAAUUAAAAAUCCCAGCUCGAAGACCGGAAAACACCUACCACCAAUACCUUUAUGUCUGCAGGAAGGUGUACCUAUACGCGAGACUGAAGCUGUUACGUCGCCCACAGUGACUGACAGCGAUGAAAAUAAUAUUGAAAAAAUAAACAUGCCUUCCAUUUCGGGUGAAUCAAAAGACGUCCAAGGACAAAAGUCUUUAUGUGACUACACACGCGAACUCGUGUUAUCCAGUCUUACUGACGAGUUACUAGUGGCAGCCAAUCGGAGGUCAUUAAAUUUGCCUCCCGUUUCAUUAUUUUCGAGCGAUGACAAAUUGUUGUCAAGUUUUAAUGACAGAAGUACUACGGAAUCAUCUGAAGUAAGCGAACCAAAGAGUUAUACAUCUGUAUUAGAAAAAUUGUUGGAGUUCGAGGAAAUUGCGAUGGAAAUUAGAAAUCCCAGCUCGAAGACCGGAAAGCACUUACCACCAAUACCUUUAUGUCUGCAGGAAGGUGUACCUAUACGCGAGACUGAAGCUGUUACGUCGCCCACAGUGACUGACAGCGAUGAAAAUAAUAUUGAAAAAAUAAACAUGCCAUCCAUUUCGGGUGAAUCAAAAAACGUCCAAGGACAAAAGUCUUUAUGCGACUACACACUCGAACUCGUGUUAUCCAGUCUUACUGACGAGUUACUAGUGGCGGCCAAUCGGAGGUCAUUAAAUUUGCCUCCCGUUUCAUUAUUCUCUAGCGACGACGAAGUGUUGUCAAGUUUUAGUGACAGAAGUACUACGGAAUCAUCUGAAGUAAGCGAACCAAAGAGUAAUACAUCUGUAUUAGAAAAAUUGUUGGAGUUCGAGGAAAUUUCGAUGGAAAUUAGAAAUUCCAGCUCGAAGACCGGAAAAAACCUACCACCAAUACCUUUAUGUCUGCAGGAAGGUGUACCUAUACGCGAGACUGAAGCUGUUAUGUCACCCACAGAGACUGGUAGCGAUGAAAAUAAUAUUGAAACAAUUAUAUGCAAUGAUAUCAAUGAUCGUGUAGGGAGUGACGUUGUCGAGUCGGAGAAAUCCACUACUCGACAACUCCGACCUAAACGCCGUUUUUUGUGUGGACUGGGGAGGGGAUUAAUGAAAGUCGGCAGAUGUUUAUGCUGCUGGCGGUGUAAAUAA